Physella acuta is the source of this 593-nucleotide messenger RNA. RefSeq names its product large ribosomal subunit protein eL42-like. The record is from RefSeq and is a predicted model, not a curated record. Gene Ontology annotation, cellular component: ribosome. Gene Ontology annotation, biological process: translation. Gene Ontology annotation, molecular function: structural constituent of ribosome. Lineage: Eukaryota; Metazoa; Mollusca; Gastropoda; Physidae.
CCCCCUCCUCCCGACCCACCAUCACUCUAAAGGCCGUAGGUUGGUAUAUAAACCAAAAUGCCGUUAAGUUUUGAAGUCCAAUCGUAGUUUUUAAAUCCAUUUGAACAAUUAAUAAUUGAAACGGUGUCAAGGAAAUUUUAAUUUCAUUUAAUCAUGGUAAACAUCCCUAAGAACAGAAGAACCCAUUGUAAGAAAUGCAAAAAACACACGGAGCACAAAACAACUCAGUACAAAAGGGGUAAAGAAAGUGUAAAAGUACAAGGUAAACGAAGGUACGACAGGAAGCAGGCGGGCUUCAAAGGUCAGACUAGACCUAUACUACGGAAAAAGGCCAAGACAACAAAAAAAAUUGUACUCAAGUUGGAGUGUAAAGAUUGUGGAGUGAAAAAGCAAAUAGCCAUCAAACGGUGCAAGCAUUUGCAGCUAGGUGGAGAUCUAAAGCGGAAGGGUGAGAUGCUCUCCUUCUAGAAGAACAUACAACUGAGAAUGUUCUGAAAACAAGUGGAAUUUGUAUUGAGUUUGUUUGGGUGCAUCACAUUAAUUUUUUUUUUAAUUCAUAGGUAGUAAAAAGAAAUUUUUUUUACAUUUGCAUU